Messenger RNA from Malaclemys terrapin pileata, 3207 nucleotides. It is a transcript of the gene LEMD3, whose product is annotated as LEM domain containing 3. The transcript is spliced from 13 exons. Gene Ontology annotation, molecular function: chromatin DNA binding. Gene Ontology annotation, biological process: negative regulation of BMP signaling pathway; nuclear envelope organization. NCBI's taxonomy places the organism in Eukaryota, Metazoa, Chordata, Testudines, Emydidae. The coding region runs from base 88 to 2805 and encodes 905 amino acids. Gene Ontology annotation, cellular component: nuclear inner membrane. The record is from RefSeq and is a predicted model, not a curated record.
UCUAGUGCGCACGCGUCAGUUCCGGCGGGGACGGGAGAGCGGCGCGGCGCGUGGGUAGGAAACGCCGCGGCGGCGGGGCAGAGAAACAUGGCGGCGGCCGCGCAGCUCACGGAUGAGGAGCUGUUCUCUGAGCUUAGGCGCUUCGGCCUCUCCCCGGGGCCGGUCACCGAGAGCACCCGGCCCGUCUACCUGAAGAAGCUGAAGAAACUGCGGGAGGAUGAGCGGGCCGGAGCCCGCGGCAGCGCCAACAAGACCCGGAACAGCAACAACAAUAACACGGGGGCCGGGGCAGCGCCGGGCGAAGGCGGCGGCGGCAGAGCGGCCCCGGGCAUGGGGGCCCGGCUGGCCAGCCCCGACCAGCCCUACUUGCCGGGCGGCGCAGGCGGGGGCAGCCGGAGCCGCGCAGCACCCCCUGCCGGGGGCGGCAAAGUGCUGUUGGGUUUCAGCUCGGACGAGUCGGAUGUGGAGGCCAGUCCCAGGAGCCAGGCCGGCGCCGGGGGCGGCGGCAGCAGCAGCCGGAGGGAGCGGGCGUCGCCCCCAGUCCGCGGCUUGAGGCCCGCAGCCUCCCAUGGAGCCUGCAACGAGAGGAACAGUUUCCCCCCUGAGGCGGCCAGGAGGAAGCCCAGUGCCUGGUGGGGGGCGGUGGCCAGGAGACCGACGGCCACGGCGGGGGCUCAGACUCAGGACAUGCGGGAGCCUGGGGAAGGGGGGGAGGACGAGGAGGAGGAGGAGCGGCAGUGGAAGAACCGGACUGUGAAUGGUAAUAGGCACCCCUCCCUUGGCGGCAGGGCCGAGUAUUCCGACUCGGAGGAGGAGGGGGAGAGAGCCAAGCAGCAGGUAUUGAAGGAGGAGACUGCAGCCCGCCAGCACCGGGGCAGACGGAGCCUGAGCAAAUCUGCUGCCCCAUUCACGGCCAGCAAAUGUGCUGCAGCCGGCGCUGGCAUGAUGGAGACGGGCCAGCAAAGGGCUGGAGGAGGCGGCGGUGCUGGUGUAAUCGCAAUGAAUGACAGGGCGGAGGCGGCUGCUGCUGGAAGUCUAGACAGGGGCAGAAAUGAGGAGGAGGCAGCGGUGACGAGGGGGGGAGACUGUGAAAACUUGGACACCAGCCCUUCCACCCCCAGAUACCGCAGCACCUCCUCCAAGAAUUCCCCUCCACUCUUGGUACUGCCGCAGCCCACAGACAUGGACAGCAGCAAAAUCAGUGACCCUCUGGGCACUGUUAGGAAAGCAGCCAAUAAUCAUGUUCUCAGCGGCGCUGCUGGUGGUUUUAAUAUUGAACCUAGGAUUUAUUCAGCUACCAACAGCCUCCCCCUGGGUGCUGCCACCCCCUCUUCCCUUAGAAUCAAUCACUCCAACCACACAGGCUCUAAUCACACCUACCUGAAAAACACCUAUAAGCAAAAGCUUUCUGAGCCUGAGGAGGAGCUUCUCCAACAGUUCAAGAGAGAGGAGAUAUCCACCACCGGAGGCUUCAGUGCACAUUACUUGUCCAUGUUUCUCUUAACUGCUGCAUGCUUGUUUUUUCUGAUACUGGGACUCAUGUACGUGAGAAUGAGAGGAUCGGGAGUAGCUGAGCAUGGGGAAGUCAACAUUAAAAAUCCCUUCAGUGAUCAGCUUGAAGAAAUAAAAGCAAAUGAAAAAAGUCUCAUGAUGAACAGCUUAUAUAAACUUCAUGAUAGAUUGGCACAAGUAGCAGGAGAUCAUGACUGUGGCAACUCUAUACAGCGAAAUCUUUCCGUCCAGGAGACAGCUGCAUAUUUAAAAAGUUUAGGUCCAGAGUAUGAAAAAGUACUUAACACAGCGCUACAAUGGAUUAUGAGUAGGGGAGAAGAUGUUGGCAUAAAGUGUAUUGGUAAUGACCCCAGUGAGGAAUUAAAUAAUGUAACUGAUGUGAAAUACCUGGAAUCUACUAGACCACAGAUGUCUUUCAGAUGUCGUUUUCGCCGUGCAUUUAUUACUGUAACUCACAGAUUAUCAAUAUUGCUUUUGGGUAUAGGGAUGGUUUGGGGAGUUUUGCACUACAUGAAAUAUCGCUGGACAAAAGAGGAAGAGGAGACCAGGCAGAUGUAUGAUAUGGUUGUAAAGAUUAUAGAUGCUCUAAGAAGUCACAAUGAGGCAUGUCAGGAGAACAAGGACUCGCAGCCAUAUAUGCCUAUUCCUCAUGUGUGUGAUUCCUUAAUACCACCUCAGGACAGGAAAAAAAUGAAGAAGGUCUGGAAUAGAGCAGUUGACUUUCUUGCUGCAAAUGAAUCUAGAGUUCGCACAGAGACACGACGAAUAGGUGGCACUGACUUCUUGGUUUGGAGAUGGAUACAGCCAUCUGCAGCAUGUGACAAAAUUUUAGUUAUACCAUCUAAAGUAUGGCAAGGCCAAGCAUUUCAUCUAGAUAGAAGAAAUUCGCCACCAAACAGUUUGACACCAUGUCUAAAGAUUCGCAAUAUGUUUGAUCCCGUCAUGGAAAUUGGUGACCACUGGCAUUUGGCAAUUCAAGAAGCAAUCUUGGAAAAAUGCAGCGAUAAUGAUGGAAUUGUUCAUAUUGCUGUGGACAAAAAUUCACGUGAGGGUUGUGUAUAUGUCAAGUGUCUGUCUCCGGAAUAUGCUGGAAAGGCUUUUAAAGCAUUACAUGGCUCUUGGUUUGAUGGAAAGCUGGUAACGGUAAAAUACCUGCGGCUAGAUCGAUAUCAUCAUCGCUUUCCCCAGGCUCUUACUUGCAACACACCCUUGAAGCCAUCAAACAAACACAUGAACUCAAUGUCACAUCUUCGUCUACGAACAGGCACAACUAACUCUCAGGGAAGCUCCUGAGAAGACUUUCUACAACUUGUAGGACUGUUACUUGCAGCAGGAAAAUUCCUGUUUGGCUGCCGUCUUCCUUUUUUAGUGCUUUUUGUAUGUAAUAUUUUCAUUGAUUAAAUAAAAGUCUGAACGUUCCAGAAAUCUUGUUUCCAAAGGGACUUAGCAAUGAGGCAGUAAUACUAAGUGGACAAAAACAGUUGCUUCAGGAAGUUUUUGGAGCUUGAGUAAACAAUACAUUUAAUUUUUGCAUGAAGAACACUGAAUUUAUUAAACAUUUUCAGAUGUGGCGGCUGUAUUUUUUUUGCACCAAGAAGUGUUUUGAUAAUAAUCCAAAAGCAUGGAGAAAAAAAGGCUUCCUGUAUUUCCAUAGUUUCCUUUGAAAUAAUCUUGUGGAUAUUUUGUAACAUUCGC